ACUGUUGCGCCUCUGUCCUGCCGUAGCAGACAACAAAACAGCAGUACAAGCUUGUAUCUGAGAGUGGUAGAGUUGUCGGUAUUCAGCUUGCUACGACCGUAUAUAAGAGGAUAGCGGUGAAUAACUAGGCUGUUUUACGUAAAACUCAUCAUUUUAAACAAGUCAUGGAUGAAUUCAUUGUACCGAUUAAAGGGGGCCUGCACCAACUACAGGACAUGGUGAUACUAUUCAGGAAAUAUAUAACCCCGACUAUCUGUUUGGUCGGCGUAAGCGCUGGUCUCGCUACCUAUUGGUUGAUAAAAAGGAACAAGUACCGCCUACCACCGGGACCUCUCGCCUUACCAUUGGUCGGCAACUACAGUCUAUUAGGAGACCCCAUGCUGCACGAGACCUGUGCCCGACUGUCAGAAAAAUACGGACCCGUCAUUACCAUACAGUUCGGUCCAUUGCGGAUGGUAGUUUUGAAUACAAUAGAAACCGUACUGGAGGCUAUGGUUACUAAGGGAACGGACUUUGCAAAUAGACCCGUGACUGUUUCCGGGAUGGCGCUAAGUGAAGAUGGCAGGAAUAUUCUUUUGUCACAAUACACACCGACGUGGAAACUACACCGUAAAAUUACCGCCAAAGCUCUCAGAAAGUACUUGCAAGGGGAAAAACAGGAGACCGCUGUACAUGCCUCCAUGAAGGAGUUCACUACCCUACUGACGAACACCAAAGGUGAAGCCUUCACGCCUCAUGCCUACGUAGACCACGCUUUAUUCAACGUCAUGUGCGGACUCUGCUUCAAUAAGGUGUACGACUUCAACGACAAAAUAUUUACGCGCUUUAUUGAAACUGACAAUGAAUUCAUCAAGGAGUUUGGGCUUGGUUUAACCGAAGAUGCAUUUCCAAUUUUGGCUAAAAUCUGGCCGAGUCAACACUUCCGAAAAAUUAUGGGAUUUUUAAAAGAAAUCCUACAAUUUGUCUUCGACGAAUUCGAAGAACAUCAAGAUAGAUAUUAUGCAGACGACAUCAAGGACAUCGCAGAUUUCGUGAUUCAGACGCGUAAAGAAGCCGAGGGUGAAGAGGACGCUGAACUGUUAAGUCAGUUAACAGAUGUACACUUACGACAGACAGUUGCCGAUAUCUUCUUUGCGGGAUUUGAAACUUCUCGUUUUACGCUGACUUGGGGUCUGUUGUACUUGGCCGAUCAUCCCGAGGUACAGAGGCGAGCACAGGCAGAGAUAGACCAAGUUGUAGGUCGAGACCGACUCCCAACACUUAAGGACCGUGCCGACCUUCCAUACACAGAGGCUAUCCUCCAUGAGAUUAUGAGGGUGGCGACGGUGGCACCGUUUGGCAUUGCACACGCUUCCAGAGUUGACUCCACGAUUUGUGGAUAUGAUAUUCCACAGGGCACAACAGUUGCCAUCAAUCACUGGGCGCUACACAAUGACCCAAGACACUGGAAGCAGCCUCAAACAUUCAACCCCGAGAGAUUUUUGACAUCCGAAGGAAAGCUUGCUCCAAUACCUAAAAGUUGGCUUCCUUUCUCUAUCGGUAGGAGAGUAUGUCUGGGAGAGUCUGCAUCCAAACAGGAACUUAUACUGAUCAUUUCGAUUAUUCUUCACCAGUUCAACCUCAGAUUACCGCCAGGUGUCUCUGCUGAUUAUUCACCGGGAGCUUCAGGUCUAGCAGGCUACAUAGCCAAUGGAUACAUGAUUGAAGCCGAGAAAAGAGAAUAAGGUCACGCAUACGUCACUUUCCUUCAUAAACUCAAUACACGAAGAUAUAAAGAUCUGGUAUUUUCAACAAAUGUUGUGAAGGUUAAAUAUUGGUGGAAACAAAAUAAUCACAGGUUUGCAUUAUAGAACAUAGAACUGCAUCCAGAGUGGAACUACGCGAGAAAAGGGAAAAGCUACGUAGUUUAUUCAUACAGAAAAGGAAAAAAGCAUGCAAACAACAACAAAGACUUCUAACCAAUUUCAUUUAGAAUGUGUAGUCCUACAUCAGUCGUUGCAGAUUUGGUAUUCGUGUUCGUGGGACUCUAAGAAUCUAUGUCUUUAUAAGUAUUUGGAUGAUUUAUCUCUAAUCCUUGUUAAACGGUUCAAUUGUAAAAUGCUGAUUAUUCCUAAAUAAAUUAAUAAUCUCUAU
Molecule: messenger RNA, 2133 nt
Organism: Pecten maximus
Lineage: Eukaryota; Metazoa; Mollusca; Bivalvia; Pectinida; Pectinidae
Product: steroid 17-alpha-hydroxylase/17,20 lyase-like
Exons: 11
Coding region: 165-1724 (519 amino acids)
Biological process (GO): progesterone metabolic process; hormone biosynthetic process
Molecular function (GO): steroid 17-alpha-monooxygenase activity; heme binding; iron ion binding
Source: RefSeq, a predicted model, not a curated record